UCAUUCUCCACCAUCCACCUACAAUAUCAGAAGCCAAAACCGGUUCUCACAUUGUCAGUUCCCACAAUCCUACUAUGGCAAUAUCAUCACUCUCACUGAGCUGGGUUUCAACUACCUUGCCUGCAGACAAUAAGUUGAAUGUGCUUAGUCAUAAUGAGGUUUCAAAACCUGCCGGUGCAUAUUUUUCCGGUAAAACAAUCACAUGCUCCAGUGAGACAGCUUCCAGUGAAGAAAGUAAGCCAUUACUGUUGGGAGUUGGAGCACUAACAACAAGUCUACUACAGACAAAUUCCCUCUUGGCUGAAGGAAUGCCUGACAAGUUUCGCGGCUAUAUUGACAAACAAGAUGGGUAUUCAUAUUAUUACCCCUCUGAUUGGAGGGAUUUUGACUUCAGGGCACAUGACUCUGCCUUCAAGGACCGAUAUAUGCAACUUCACAAUGUAAGAGUUAGAUUUAUACCCACAGAUAAAACCGACAUACAUGAUUUGGGUCCAUUGGAAGAGGCGGUACCCUAGUUGGUGAGACACACAUUUGCUGCACCAAACCAAGUAGAAAAAAUUUUCAACAUGGAGGAGAAAACUAUAGAUGGGAAGAACUAUUACACCUUCGAGUAUGGACUCACAUCUCCCAACUUUGCUACCACUUCAUUUGCAACCAUAGCCAUUGGAAAUGGGAGAUAUUACACCCUAAUUGUCGGAGCAAAUGAGAGACGGUGGAAAAGAUACCGCAACCAGCUUAAAAUGGUUGCACACUCUUUCAGGAUUCUUGACAUCUAAAAUGCAAUGUCGUC
This is a messenger RNA of Argentina anserina (silverweed cinquefoil), 790 nucleotides long. Its product is annotated as photosynthetic NDH subunit of lumenal location 1, chloroplastic. Lineage: Eukaryota; Viridiplantae; Streptophyta; Magnoliopsida; Rosales; Rosaceae. Gene Ontology annotation, molecular function: calcium ion binding. Gene Ontology annotation, biological process: photosynthesis. The transcript has 8 exons. The record is from RefSeq and is a predicted model, not a curated record. Gene Ontology annotation, cellular component: photosystem II; photosystem II oxygen evolving complex; extrinsic component of membrane.